Messenger RNA from Neohortaea acidophila, 1431 nucleotides. RefSeq names its product major facilitator superfamily domain-containing protein. Gene Ontology annotation, cellular component: membrane. Gene Ontology annotation, molecular function: transmembrane transporter activity. NCBI's taxonomy places the organism in Eukaryota, Fungi, Ascomycota, Dothideomycetes, Mycosphaerellales, Teratosphaeriaceae. The transcript has 3 exons. The record is from RefSeq and is a predicted model, not a curated record. Bases 1 to 1431 code for a protein of 476 amino acids. Gene Ontology annotation, biological process: transmembrane transport.
AUGACGGGAGAACGAAACAAAGCUGGCUCGUCGACAAUAGUACUGGACCCUGUCGAACUCCAGCCCAUCAAGAACAAACAGGCUGUGCCCAGCGUAUCAAGCAAAAGAGCACCGUCCAUCAGCGGACGCAGCCUCGCAUCUCAGACCUCUCAAUCGGCCAGAAGUACUGAAGAUGUCGACCCCAGUACAACGCUUCCUGCACCCACUACUGCCACGGACUUUGUCGAAACAUGGAAUCACCCCAAGAUCAACAUGUACCGCGUGUUCGCCACCUUCUGGUCUUUCGUCGUCAUGGGCUUAAACGACGCCUCGUAUGGUCCGCUCAUCCCGUACUUGGAAGAGUACUACAAUCUCAGCUACACCAUUGUGUCCCUCGUCUUUCUCUCUCCUUUUGUGGGCUACAAUCUCGCCGCACUGCUGAAUACGACAAUCCACCUAAAGCUCGGCCAGCGCGGGAUUGCAUUUCUUGGCCCGGCGCUCCAUUUGGUGGCAUACAUUAUCAAUUGUACGCAUCCGCCGUAUCCAGUCUUGGUCAUUUCCUUCAUGCUGGCUGGUCUGGGGAAUGGUUUCGAGGACUCCGCAUGGAAUGCAUGGAUCGGUGCAAUGCCGAAUGCGAAUGAAUUGCUUGGGUUCUUGCAUGGCUUCUACGGCUUGGGUGGCGUAUUCGCCCCGUUGAUUGCCACGACCAUGAUCACAAAGGCGAACUUGCCGUGGUACACGUGGUAUUAUGUUAUGAUCGGCUUUGCCGUCAUCGAACUCGUCACCUCCACGCUCGCAUUCUGGGGCGCCACUGCCGCCGUAUUUCGUGAGAAUAAUGCCGGGGGCUUGGGCGGCUUCUCCCGAUUGAAAGAAGCAACGCUGAAAAAGCCUGCGGCAAGGAUAACUUGGCUUGCCGCUUUGUUCCUCAUCGGCUACGUGGGCAUCGAAGUGGGCCUGGGCGGAUGGAUUGUGACGUUCAUGAUUCGGGUCCGACAAGGCGGUCGAUUUGCCAGUGGUAUGACUGCCACAGGCUUCUGGCUUGGACUCACGCUGGGUCGGGUAAUCCUUGGAUUUGUGACCGGAAGGAUUGGGGAGAAGCUCGCCAUUGCAAUCUACCUGCCCAUCUGCAUGGGCCUCGAAAUUCUCUUCUGGCUCGUGCCCCAAUUCUACGUCGGCGCUGUCUCGGUCGGCUUGCUCGGCUUCUUCCUUGGACCCAUGUUUCCCGCCGCCAUGGUCGCCUGCACCAAAUUACUCCCACGACAUCUACACGUUUCUGCCAUUGGCUUUGCCGCGGCGUUUGGAGGCAGCGGCGGCGCCAUCUUCCCUUAUGCUAUUGGAGCAAUUGCGCAGGCAAAGGGCGUGGCAGUGUUGCAGCCGAUCAUCCUGGCGCUGCUUGUCUUUAUUCUCAUCAUGUGGCUGUUGUUGCCAAGGAUGAAUAAGAAGAAAGAGUGA